Molecule: messenger RNA, 1706 nt
Organism: Cucurbita maxima (winter squash)
Lineage: Eukaryota; Viridiplantae; Streptophyta; Magnoliopsida; Cucurbitales; Cucurbitaceae
Product: G2/mitotic-specific cyclin S13-7
Exons: 8
Coding region: 250-1503 (417 amino acids)
Biological process (GO): mitotic cell cycle phase transition; regulation of cyclin-dependent protein serine/threonine kinase activity
Cellular component (GO): nucleus; cytoplasm; centrosome
Molecular function (GO): cyclin-dependent protein serine/threonine kinase regulator activity
Source: RefSeq, a predicted model, not a curated record
GGAAACGACACAAUGCCACAGAGAGCAAUCGAUACGGAAACGCAGAGAAAAACUGAAAAAUUCUCAGAGGAAAAAAGCGAGAACGAUCGUUAGAAAAGUGAAAGAAGAAGAAGAAGAAGAAGAGUGUAUGUGAACGACGGAGUGGCGACGAGAAACACUGAAGGAGAGACGCUCAACAGCCGUCUCCAACUCUUUCUUUUCUCUCUGUUUCCAAGUCUUGAAGGAAUUUUCGGAAGUAAGGAAGAACUAAUGGCGGCUCGAGCUGUUGCUCCGCAGCAACCACUACGAAUCAGAGGUGAAGGUAAGCCGAAGAUGGUAGAGGCUGAAGGAAGAACAAGGCGAGUUCUUCAAGAUAUAGGGAAUCUGGUGCCUGAUCGAGCCGUGGAAGGGAAACCCGGCCCUCAACCUGCCGAGAAGAACAAGAAAGCGAUCACUCAAAAGCUGGGUGGGGGAGUAGGAAAGGGAGGCGAUGUGGCGGCGAAGGCUACAGUAAUUGAGAAAUGCAAAGCUGAGAAACCUAAGACUGUACUCAGCUCCGCCGAUAGGAGACAUAUAAUCAACAUCAGCGAUAGUAAAUCAAGGGAUAAGAAUAAGAGAACUCUGACUUCAACUCUUAGUGCCAGAAGCAAGGCUGCCUGUGGGCUCAACAAUAAUCCACUGGAUUCAGUAGCUAAUAUUGAUGAAGCAGAUGCUAACAAUGAAUUGGCAGUUGUUGAAUACAUCGAUGAUAUGUACAAGUUCUACAAGCUUGCAGAAGAUGAAAACACAGUGACAGAUUACAUGGGAACACAGCCAGAUUUGAAUGCCAAGAUGAGGUCCAUCCUCAUAGAUUGGUUGAUUGAAGUUCAUCGCAAGUUUGAACUAAUGCCAGAAACCCUCUACCUCACUGUCAACAUUGUAGACCGAUUCCUUUCCUUGAAGACUGUGCCAAGGAGAGAGCUUCAAUUAGUAGGAGUCAGCUCUAUGCUGAUAGCAUGCAAAUAUGAAGAGAUUUGGGCCCCAGAGGUCAAUGAUUUUGUGAGUAUAUCUGCAAAUACUUACCAGAGAGAACAGAUUUUGGUGAUGGAGAAAGUAAUCUUAGGGAAGUUGGAAUGGCUUCUAACAGUUCCUACACCCUAUGUUUUUCUUGUUCGAUACGUCAAGGCCUCUGAGCCGUCCGAUGAGGAGAUGGAGAACAUGGUGUUUUUUCUAGCUGAGCUUGGUCUGAUGAACUACCCCAUAGCCAUAUCAUACAGCCCAUCAAUGAUUGCUUCAGCGGCUGUUUAUGCUGCUCGACGCACACUGGAUAAGAGCCAUCUCUGGACAACAACAUUGCAGCACCAUACAGGCUAUGUUGAAGAUGAGUUGAAGGAGUGUGCAGAACUCCUUAUGAACUUGCACCGUGGAGCUGCAGAUAGCAAGCUGAAGGCUGUGUAUAGGAAAUAUACGAGCCCAGAUCGUAGUGCAGUUGCUCUGUUUCCUCCAGCUAGAAGUGUCAGCCCAGAUCGCAGUGUAGAAGUAUGAUCAUAAUGGUUGGGUUUUCCUUCUUCUAUUCUUUUGUGUAGGAGAUCAUUUUGCUGUUAAUGAUCUCAUCUUGUUGUUAGCUGCUAUAUGGCUCUCUGUGUAUUAUUAGAGCUGUGAUGCUUAAUUACUCUAUUAAAUCCUUUUGCAUUCUUACUCUAUUAAUUCCUCUCAGGGUUUCACCUAAUAUAUAUCUUUUGAUGUGU